Messenger RNA from Alternaria metachromatica, 303 nucleotides. RefSeq lists its product as uncharacterized. The transcript is spliced from 2 exons. Bases 1 to 303 code for a protein of 100 amino acids. The record is from RefSeq and is a predicted model, not a curated record. NCBI's taxonomy places the organism in Eukaryota, Fungi, Ascomycota, Dothideomycetes, Pleosporales, Pleosporaceae.
AUGACCUUCCCUCAUUCCCCCGGCGCCGAUGACGACGCCACCCGCAAGCUCAUCUGGGCAUCCGUCUACCGCACCCUCCUUCAACACGCCCACCCCGACGCGCGCUUCAACCACGACUACAUGUCCUUCACCCCCGACUUCCGCAACUCCUCCUCCGCAGUCGACCGCCUCACGUCUCUCUCCUGCUACAAGUCCGCCACCGUAAUCCUCAUAACCCCCGACAACAGCCUCGAGCACCUACGAUACCGGGCGCUGAAAGACGGGAAAAAGCGGAGACCAAAUACGAAAUGGCUGCUUGUCUAG